UUGUCAGUGUGACAGACUCACGCAGGUACUCAUUGGACUUAAUCGUCGGGUCGGUUCUCCGUCAGUCGGUACCGAGAGUUCAAGUGACCGAGCCCCCGUCCACGCGCGCAGCUCCACGCGCGCAGCUCCCGCAGCCUCAGGAGGAGGGAGCCGAUACAGGACGGCGGCCGCUGCUUCGGAUGCCUCUCCGCGAUGCGGAGACGAUGGGAUUGAAUUGAGGUGGACAUCGCUCUGGGACUAGUCGCCGUUACCGUCCAGCAAACAACCCCAAAUCUUAACGAAACCACACCGAACUGCCCGGGGAGGCGAUGGAGAACUGACCCCAUCGUCCAGAAAGGAAGCUCCUCCCCCUUCCCCCCCCCUGCAGCCAUGGCGGGGCUAAAACGCCACCGUGACGGGAAGAUCGCCGGCCUGUACGACCUGGACAAGACGCUGGGACGCGGACACUUUGCCGUGGUGAAGCUGGCCCGCCACGUCUUCACCGGGGAGAAGGUGGCGGUGAAGGUGAUAGAUAAGACCAAGCUGGACCCGGUGGCGCGGGCGCACCUUUUCCAGGAGGUGCGAUGCAUGAAGAUGGUGCAGCACCCCAACGUGGUGCGCCUCUACGAGGUCAUCGACACGGCCACCAAGCUCUACCUCAUCCUGGAGCUGGGAGACGGAGGAGACAUGUACGACUGCAUCAUGAAGCACGACGGAGGCCUCACCGAGGAGGUGGCCAAGUGUUUCUUCGCCCAGAUCGUCCACGCCAUCUCCUACUGCCACCGGCUGCACGUGGUGCACCGGGACCUGAAGCCGGAGAACGUGGUGUUCUUCGAGAAGCAGGGCGUCGUCAAGCUCACCGACUUCGGCUUCAGCAACCGGUUCCAGCCCGGGAAGACGCUCAACACCUCCUGCGGCUCGCUGGCCUACUCCGCCCCUGAGAUACUGCUGGGGGACGAGUACGACGCGCCCGCCGUGGAUAUCUGGAGUCUGGGGGUGAUCCUGUUCAUGCUGGUCUGCGGCCAGCCCCCCUUCCAGGAGACCAACGACAGCGAGACGCUCACGAUGAUCAUGGACUGUAAAUACACGGUGCCGGAACACAUCUCCCAUGCAUGCAGCGACCUCAUAGCCCGGAUGCUGCAGAGGGAGCCCAAGAAGCGAGCGACCCUCGAGGAGAUCGGGGCCCACGGAUGGCUUCAAGGCGUCGACCCCUCCCCGGCCACCAAGCUGUCCACCCCUCUGGUGUCCCAUCGCAGCCUGUCGGAGGAGGAGCACGGCUCCAUCAUCCAGCGCAUGGUGCUGGGCGCCAUCGCAGACCGAGACACCAUCACCGAGGCUCUGGAGUCGAAUCAGUACAACCACAUCACGGCGACAUACUUCCUGCUGGCGGAGAGGAUGCUGAGGGAGAAGCAAGAGAAGGAGCAGCACAGCCAGACGCGAUCCCCCAGCCCCAGCAAGGCCCAGUUCAGGCAGUCCUGGCCCACCAGAGUGGACGUUCACCAGGAUGUCAGCGACGGCUUGGGGGGUCCGACUAUCUCCCACCCCGGGGGGCCGCAGUCACCGGCCCGCAGUGCCGAGAGCCUCCUCAAAGGCCCCAGGCCCAAAACGGCUCUGCUGGACCUCGGCCACACGCGGAGCCAGGAGAGGGGGGGGCUCAGGCCUCCGGUGAAGCCCCACGCCAACCCCCUCCGGCUGGGCUCUCUGACCUCACUGGGCCCUUGCAAAACUCGUAGUCCCAGUCUUUUCAGCGUGGAGGAGGACGAGGAAGAGGAAGGGGAAGAUAAGUGCUUCUCCUCGUCCUCGGCGCUUCCUGCUCAGGUGGUGCUUCGUUGCAAAGCCUCUUCCUCUUCCUCCGCGUCUUCUUCGGCUAAUCGCCUGACGUCCCGUAUGAGCGCUCCGGUUCUCAACCAGAUCCACGAGGAGGAUAAAGAAGAGGAGGAGGAGGAGGAGGAGGAAGAGGAGGAAGAGGAGGAAGAGAGGAGGGAGCUGCAUGGAUUCGGCCCGCCCAAACCCAUCCUCAGCCUCAGCCUCAGCCUCAAUCUGAACUCUAGAGCACCGUCACCGCCCGCGCUCACGGCAUCGCCCCAAACCGCCGCCGCGACGCCACCGGUCGCCGCGUUCACCCCCGGCUCGGAGUCCGGUGACGACGAGACGGAAAGCCACCAUAAACCAGACACGGCGACUGUGGGCGACGGACAGGGGGAUGAGAGAGGAGGGAGGGAGGAGGAUGGAGAGAAGAGGGGAUCGGGGCAGGGCAGUGCGUCCAACUGCGCCAGUCCCGGAUCGGGUUCUGGCCAAAGCAAGGGCGCCCCGAAAGCUGCCAGCGGCCUGGUGGAGAGCUUGAAGCUGAUGAGCUUGUGCCUGAGCUCUCAGUUCCACAACCUGACGGGUGGAGGAGGAGGAGGAGGAGGAGGAGGCAGCGGGGGCGUCAUUGGCGGGGAGGCCCAGGACCGCCCCGUGUGGCGGAUGUGCAUGGGCGGCUCCACCGGCAGCCUGGAUAAGGUGUCGCUCCUCGGCGGGCCCUCCCCCAGGGGGAACCUGUACCAGCACCGGCCCCCGCUGGGAGACGCCCCCGCAGACCCGCGGCCGGAGGGCUCCACCCUGAGGCCGGGGGAGCUGGACCUGGCCCGGGAGAACCACAGGAACACCAAGAACCGCGCGCUGCAGAGGCCCGUGAGCGACAAGACUCUGUCCGUCAACAUCCACCGGAGCACCAAGGAGGGUCUGCUCUGUGCUCCCACCCCCCACAGCUGCUGCCAGGUCAUCUAGGCUGCCCCCCCCCCCCCUCACGCUCACCCACCGUACAUCCGCUUGUCAUCUCGCUUUCCACGACUUCAUUUUUACGCUUUUUCCCUAUUAUUCAACACUGACGGACGGUGGACAACAGUCCAAAAUGCCUACUUUGCACAUUUAGAGACGCAAAAAAUCUAAAAAAGAGUCUCCGUAGAGGACGCCGGGUGCCGUGCCAUGUAUGUGAAGCACUUUAAACGGGCAACGAGGGACAUUUUAACCCGCUGGUGUGUUUUUAAAGGAGAGACAUUAAGUACACCGGGAGGUGCUUGCAUCCCCUGCUCCUACACACCUGUACAUAUACUGUACGUACACACACACACACACACACACUGAUAAGCUGGGGAAAAAAAGCGGGAUACACGAUGAGUUUUUAGUGUCACGUUACAUACCGUGUUUUUUUUCUUCUGUUGUACUUGAUGCUGUUGGGGUUUUUUUACCAUUUAUUUUUAAAAUAUAUAUUUUUUUCUCGAGACAAUCAUUUUAUGCGUUCUUUUUUUUAACGGAAAAUUCUGACUGAAACUGUUAAGUGACGCCCCCCCCCCUCGUGUGUGUGUGUGUUUUUUUUCUCUCUCAUUCAAAUGAGGAACAAAGAACGGGGUGCAAAUGGACCGGCGGUGUAUUUUCUAGUCUUAUCACUGUUUUAUUUUUCUAUCUCCAAAAGAACAAAAGGCUCGCUCACCUGUCAGGGUUUGUACAUAUGUGGAUAACCUUCCUUAGCGGCGCCCUGUGCUCGUAGUACUGACGGUCAAAGUUGUAUCGUGGUCGUAGACCUGAACACUCGAUCAUUACUCACCGGUAUCCUCCGCUACGACCGGAUAGACACGGGUUUUUUUGGUAGAAGUGGGAAAAAAAGACGUUAAACUGAAUUAUUCCACAACAGGCAGCUCUUCACUCUGAGAAAAGGACUUUCCAGGAUCACGGUUGCCACAGUUGUAGCAUAUUCCAAGGACUCAAAACAACAACAACAACAAUGGGGGUUUUCAAUACAUAACAACUUCCUUCUAGUAUCGGUCCGUGUAACUGGAUGUGUGACCCCCCCCUCCCCUCCCCCCACCGAGUGGAAUAUAUAACUUGAUAUCGGUGCAUGUGCUUUUUUGCCCCCCCCCCAACGGUCACUUCUACCUGUAGCCUCACAACUAAACCAGCGACUGCAAAAAUGUACAACAAAAAAUGGAUGUGCCAUAUAAUAUCUGUCUUGAGCAUAUUAUACUUGUAUGUACUGUAUAUGAUAGAGAUCUAUGAAAAUGAAAUGAUGUGAAUAAACUUUUGUUGGAGGGAGA
This is a messenger RNA of Pseudoliparis swirei, 4052 nucleotides long. Its product is annotated as SNF-related serine/threonine-protein kinase-like. NCBI's taxonomy places the organism in Eukaryota, Metazoa, Chordata, Actinopteri, Perciformes, Liparidae. Gene Ontology annotation, biological process: microtubule cytoskeleton organization; protein phosphorylation; intracellular signal transduction. The record is from RefSeq and is a predicted model, not a curated record. Bases 370 to 2748 code for a protein of 792 amino acids. The transcript is spliced from 8 exons. Gene Ontology annotation, cellular component: cytoplasm. Gene Ontology annotation, molecular function: ATP binding; tau-protein kinase activity; protein serine/threonine kinase activity.